CGUUUGAGAGUUCGGAAAGGGGAGUGUGUGAUCUUUGUUCGUUCUCUCGGGGCGGAGGAGUUUUUACCACGUGUGGUCGACCUUUCGCAGAGACGUGACGAGGCGACAUUAUUGGAAAGAAAAAAACAUUGCGUUUACUACAAGGAUGGCGGGGACGCGGAAGUUACAACUAACCUUAAGAUUGACUGUUGUCGCGGUUCACCUCCGUCCAAGCGAAAAGGCCGACGAAGUGUACCCGAAGAAGUUCAGAAACGACAGCGACGCCUCCCGGGGCUCGAUCCCCACGCCCCAGGAGGUGCCGAUGCCGCUCCCCGCCCAUGACUCUCCUCACUGGGCGGCGGAGGGGAACGCGACCGGGGUGGAGGACGACCUCCAUCCCGCGACACUCGAUUUCAACGGCACUGUAGGGCCUGCGCACGUCUCCGAGGAGCCUCAUCCGUUCCCUGGUAAGGACGAAGGGAGUCUCCACAGCCUGGCGGAGGAAGAAGCGCGCCAUCACGACAGAGAGGAGGAGGUGCACCGCCACCAGCACGUGACGGACGGCGUCUCCACGCUGGCCGAGCCGACCGCCGCCGAUGUCGAAGGAAUUCAGGAACCCGUGGUGAUGCCCGUCACGGAGGGCAAGAAUAAAAGCAAAUUCGACCCCGUCGCCGUUUACGGGCUGCCCAAGGAACUGAUGCCCAUCCACCCUGGCGGCGGCUCAAGGUUCGACGACCUUGAGAAGGAAAAACUGGAGAGAGCAAAGAUGGCGCAGACCAAGGUCGAUGACGACGACAUAGAAAACGGGAACUCGUACGACGCGGAAGGACUAUACAGUUCUGCCGCAAGACUCCAGAUUAGCUUCACGCUCUUUUCCUCUUUAUUGUCUGUUAGGAUUUUAAUCUAGGAAUUACAUCCGUCAAAUCAUAUGAAUUUCAGUCAUUUAACAUGUGAGAGGAAAAAGAAAAAAACGUAAAUCCAGUGUAAAAUGGGCAUCACUAUCACAUAGCAUCAUUGAAAAAAGACAUGAUCUCACUUGCUUUAAUGUCAUGAAAUCGUAUUUGAACAAUCAAGUAAAAUGUUCAUACUAAUCUUUUGUAAUAUAUGUUCCUUAUAGCUCUAUAUGUACUUGUAAAAUAAAUGUAGUGUUCUGUUUUGGGAAUAUAAACUUGUGAUAAAU
Penaeus monodon (black tiger shrimp) is the source of this 1159-nucleotide messenger RNA. RefSeq lists its product as uncharacterized. Lineage: Eukaryota; Metazoa; Arthropoda; Malacostraca; Decapoda; Penaeidae. The record is from RefSeq and is a predicted model, not a curated record.